AUGGGGUCGUUUUGGGGCAGCAAGAGGGGGGAAGAGGGGGAAGAGGGGGAAAACGGGGCGGCUUCCCCUGCCUCAAGGAGCAUCCAAGGGGCCAAGUCUUGGAGAGCAUCUGGUAUUGCUGGUGGUGGUGCUGCUGCUGCUUCAGUUGCUGCUGUUGGGGAUGUGACUGUUGUGGGUAUGGGAGGAGCAAGUGCAGUUAGCCAAGGCGCCAGGGGUGAGAAGCAGCGGCAGAGGAAAGGAGUUUCGUUUCUGAGCGAUGGGGAUGCUGCAAGUGAUGGUGGGGGGGCGAGUGCAGGUAGUGGCACAGGAGGAGGGAAGGAGAAGCAGUCUCAGAGGAAAGCAGUUUCGUUCUUGAGCAAUGGGGAUGCAAGUGAUUUUGGGGGUGUGAGUGCAGGAGGUAACAGCACAGGAGGAGGAGGGAAGGAGAAGCAGCCUCAGAAGACAGCAGUUUCUCGUGGGGAAAUGACUGCGAGUGGAGGGGAUAUAGGGCUGCACGGCAUGGUCCUCCCCUUUUAUCCGCUCACCCUCUCCUUCCACAACGUCAACUACUAUGUCGACAUGCCCGCCGAGCUAAAAGACAAGGCCGCGCCGCCCGGCCAGCGCCUGCAGCUGCUGCACAACGUGUCCAGCGUGUUUCGUCCCGGAGUGCUGACUGCCCUGAUGGGAGUAUCUGGGGCAGGGAAGACCACGCUAAUGGACGUGCUGGCAGGGAGGAAGACCGGGGGGUACAUUGAAGGGGACAUCCGCGUUUCCGGGUACCCGAAAGUGCAGGAGACGUUUCUGAGGGUGUCGGGGUAUUGUGAGCAGGUGGAUAUUCACACGCCCCAGGUGACCGUGCACGAGUCUCUCCUCUACUCCGCCUGGCUGCGCCUGCCUGAGGAGAUUGACCGAGAUGUGAUACUGGAAUUCGUGGAGGAGGUGAUGGAGUUGGUGGAAUUAGAGCCGGUGAAGGGGGCGGUGGUGGGAACGGCAGGGCAGGACGGGCUGUCGGUGGAGCAGAGGAAGCGGCUGACCAUGGCAGUGGAGCUCGUAGCCAACCCCGCCAUCAUCUUCAUGGAUGAACCCACCUCAGGCCUGGAUGCGAGGGCAGCGGCCAUAGUGAUGAGGGCGGUGCGCAACACAGUGAACACGGGUCGCACAGUCGUGUGCACCAUCCACCAGCCGUCCAUCGACAUUUUUGAGGCCUUUGACGAGCUGCUGCUGAUGCAGCGGGGAGGAGAGGUCAUCUACGCAGGGUCGUUGGGGACACAGUCAUGCGACCUCGUUCGAUACUUCGAGGCCAUCCCAGGGGUGCCGCCCAUCCAGCCCGGCGCCAACCCAGCAGCGUGGAUGCUCGAGGUCACGGCGCCAGCAGCAGCAGAGCGGCUCGGACUCGACUUUGCCCACCUCUUCCGCCAGUCCGACCAGUUCAGGGCCAUAGAGUCGCUGAUUCAGGAGUCCAGCGUGCCUCCUGAAGGCGAGCCGGACCUGUUCUUCCCAACGCAGCACCCGACAACACCCCUUUCCCAGUUCGCCACGCACAUGUGGAAGCGCCACCUCAUGACCAUAGAGUCGCUGAUCCAAGAAUCCAGUGAGCCUCCUGAAGGCGAGCCGGACCUGUUCUUCCCAACGCAGCACCCCACCACGCCGCUCUCCCAGUUCGCCACGCACGUGUGGAAGCGGCACCUCAUGUACUGGCGCAUGCCCGACUACAACGGUGCGCGCUUCUACUACUCUUUCAUCAUGGCUCUCCUCAUCGGAGGCGUCUUCUUCGGCUUCGGAAACACCCGGGAGACCCCGCAGCAGAUUGUGAAUGUCAUGGGGGCGCUUUACACGGCUGCACUCUUCCUCGGGUGGAGCAAUCUCGGAUCGAUCCAGCCAAUGCUGGCCGUGGAAAGGAGUAUUUAUUACCGGGAGCGCGGAGCCGGGAUGUACGGAGCGAUCCCGUACGCGCUCGCGCAAGGAGCGAUUGAGCUGCCAUACCUGCUGGUUCAGGCUGUGGUGUACUCGUUAUUGACAUACUCGAUGAUUCGGUUCGAGUGGACGCUCGGGAAGUUCCUGCUGUACCUGCUGUUCCAGUUCCUCACGCUGCUCCACUUCACGUUUUUCGGCAUGAUGACGAGUGCCAUCACGCCCGCUGAAGGGCUGGGAAUGCUUAUGUCUGCCUUCAUCUACUCCAUCUGGAACCUUCUCUGUGGCUUCCUCCUACCACAGCCGUGGCGAUAG
Closterium sp. Naga37s-1 is the source of this 2205-nucleotide messenger RNA. The record is from the annotation of a GenBank genome assembly. NCBI's taxonomy places the organism in Eukaryota, Viridiplantae, Streptophyta, Zygnematophyceae, Desmidiales, Closteriaceae.